Morone saxatilis (striped sea-bass) is the source of this 3387-nucleotide messenger RNA. RefSeq names its product SRSF protein kinase 2 (gene srpk2). Gene Ontology annotation, biological process: spliceosomal complex assembly; regulation of mRNA processing; protein phosphorylation. NCBI's taxonomy places the organism in Eukaryota, Metazoa, Chordata, Actinopteri, Moronidae. Gene Ontology annotation, molecular function: ATP binding; protein kinase activity. The record is from RefSeq and is a predicted model, not a curated record.
GCCUCCCCCUGAACCGGCAGGGCCCCCGGAGCCGGAGGAGGAGAUCCUGGGCUCCGACGAUGAGGAGCAGGAGGACCCAGCAGACUACUGCAAAGGAGGGUACCAUCCGGUGAAGAUCGGGGAUUUGUUCAACGGGAGGUACCAUGUGAUCAGGAAGUUGGGGUGGGGCCACUUCUCCACCGUAUGGCUAUGCUGGGACAUACAAGUGAAGAACUUUGUGGCGAUGAAGGUGGUGAAGAGCGCCCAGCAUUACACAGAGACGGCACUGGAUGAGAUCAAACUGCUGCGAUGUGUGAGAGAGAGCGACCCUAGCGACCCCAACAAGGACAUGGUGGUUCAGCUGAUAGAUGACUUCAAGAUCUCUGGAGUCAACGGCAUACAUGUGUGUAUGGUGUUUGAGGUGCUAGGUCACCACCUGUUGAAGUGGAUUAUUAAAUCCAACUACCAAGGUCUGCCUCUGCCAUGUGUCAAGAGCAUUAUCAGACAGGUCCUUCAGGGUCUGGACUACCUCCACACUAAAUGUAAAAUCAUCCACACGGACAUCAAGCCAGAGAACAUCCUGAUGUGUGUAGAUGACGCCUUUGUAAGGCGUAUGGCCAUGGAGGCAACCGAAUGGCAGAAAGCUGGAGCCCCCCCGCCAUCUGGAUCAGCAGUUAGCACAGCCCCCCAGCUCAAACCGGUGGGGAAGAUCUCCAAGAACAAGAAGAAGAAGCUGAAGAAGAAACAGAAGCGGCAGGCAGAGCUGCUGGAGAGGAGGAUGCUGGAGAUCGAAGCCCUGGAGAGAGAGGCCGAGAAGAGGGAGGAGAAAGCCAAAGAAGGAGGAGAGAAAGGGGAGCAUGAACACAACCUGUCUUCACCACUGCAGCUGCCGCCACCGCAGCUGGGCCCUAGCAUGGCCCUGGGAGAGAGCGACGAGGAUGAUGAUGAUGAGGAGGAUGGGGAAGAUGAGGAGGAGGAGGGAGGAGAGAGGGAGAGGCCCAUCAGGUUGACUAAUCAUACAUGCGCAGCACCUCCCCAGGAGCAGAGCGAGGCGCCCCGCAUCACUGACGACGACCCCAAUGAGGAGGAGGAGGAAGAGGAGGACGAGGAAGAGGAGGACGAGGAGGAGGAGGAACCGAGGAGGCAGGAAGAGGAGGAGGAGGAGGAGGAGGAGGAGAAAAAGACUGAAAGAGAGGAGAAUGAGACAGAGGAGCCAAAGAAUGAGAACAAAACAGAGGAAGAAGCAGCGGUAGAAGAAGAUGUGUCAAAGGAUCAGGAGGAGGAGGAGGAUGAUGAGGAGGACGAGGAGGAGGAAGAGGAGGAUGAGGACGAGGAAGACGAGGAUGACGACACGACUGCAGAGCCCCUCACGGAAACCACCUCCCCCAUCAAACUCCACAACAACAAAAGCAAUUCGGCCAAAACCAAUGGUCACGUUUUGUUGGGAUCUGAGGGACUGAAACCGAACCCUGGCACUCCUCCACCUCCCUCGCCCACUCCUGAGCCCAUCCUCUGCCCUCUGGUGGAGUCCGAGCUCAGCUACACGGACAGGGACAACUCUCUCAGCUCCGGGUAUGAGAUGCAGAAUGGCGAGCUGGCUGAGCCUGGACUGACCAACGGCUCCAGUGACCGCCACCGGGUCACGAUGCCCCUUUUCCCGGAUUUGCCCCUGGAUCCUCUGCCGGGAAACCCCAUUUCUGUUGGCACGGCAGACAUUGGAGCAGGACCAUCACCCAACAGCCCCACCGCUGACCGCAGUCGCACUGUGUCAUCCUCAAGCACAGGAGACACGCCUAAAGUCCGAGCCAGAGCUGCAGAUCUCCUGAUCAACCCACUAGACCCGCGCAACGCCGAGUCUAUUCGAGUCAAAAUCGCUGAUCUUGGAAAUGCCUGCUGGGUGCACAAGCACUUUACAGAGGACAUCCAGACGAGACAGUACCGUUCCAUUGAAGUCCUGAUUGGAGCUGGUUACAGCACCCCUGCAGACAUCUGGAGUACUGCCUGCAUGGCUUUUGAGCUGGCUACUGGAGAUUACUUGUUUGAGCCCCACUCUGGAGAGGACUACUCCCGUGAUGAGGACCACAUAGCCCACAUCAUAGAGCUGCUGGGCUGUAUUCCGAGGCACUUUGCGCUCUCUGGAAAAUAUUCCCGGGAGUUCUUCAACCGAAGAGACCACAUCGCUCUGAUCAUGGAGCUCCUUGGGAAGGUCCCACGCAAAGUGGUCGCUGCCGGGAAGUACAGCCGAGAGUUUUUCUCCAAGAAAGGUGAGCUGCGGCACAUCACCAAGCUGAAGCCGUGGUCCUUGUUUGACGUGCUGGUGGAGAAGUACGGCUGGGCGCAUGAAGACGCCGGCCACUUCACCCACUUCCUCCUGCCCAUGCUGGAGAUGGUGCCCGAGAAGAGGGCCUCGGCCGGCGAAUGCCUCAAUCACCCCUGGAUCAACUCGUAGCCACAAUCUCUGAUCAAACGCCCUCCUCCCCUUGUCCCCCAACAUUUAGCUAAAACAUCACCCCCUGGUGGCAGCCUGUGGAACAACAGCACGGAGAGAAGCUGGAGACAAACAGAUUUGAAGUAGACUUAUUCUUUCCUGCCCUAUCCUACACAUCUGUUACAUGCUUAUCUGAGUAGGCUUAAGUUCCACACAAGCCCUUCAUCUUUUCCCAAAAGGAAUGUAAAGACAGGGUUAUGGAGAUAACAUGACAUAGUAGCUGUGUCUUCCAAAACAUCUCCCAAAAAGAAUCAGAUAAUUUGAAGAUGGAUGCUGCUCGCACCGUAAAAGGGAGAAGUCAGGCUCUGUCUGAAAGAGAUGUGCUUUCUUCUCGUCUGCUGUCAAGAUGUCAGCCGGUCUCUUCCAUCUAAUCUCUUCCUAAUUCUCAGUUUUAAUUUGUUUGGAUCCAGUCGUGGGCCACUGACAGCUGCUGAUCUCUACAGUGAUGUGAAAGAAAAGUCAACGAGAAGCCCCAUCGCAGUGCCGACAGCCCAGAGCUCCAUCUGCCAUGACCUUUACAUAGCCAGGGCCUCAAAGACAGACAAGUGUGUGUGUGUGUGUGUGUGUUCUUGUGGGUGAGAAUGAGCACAUGUGCCUGUGCUCAAGAUCCGCCUACAUAGACCCUUCUCCUCUCUUUCCAGCCCAGUUGCCCCACCUUCACCCUGCUAUGGAAGGAACACCCACGUGGGGCUAAAAGUUUACACCCUGAUUUCUUCUACAAAUCCAAGCCCAGAAAAAGCCCCCUUACCUGCCCCUCCUGUAACCCUUCCCCCUUCCCCUUCCUAAAUGAGCUGCAUGCUCCUGCUGGGGGCCACCUCAGAGAACUGGAGGGCAGCCAGUCCUCCAGGGGGCACCACACUGACAGUUGCCACUCUGACAGAGAGAGACAGGAAAAGUGCGGAAUGAGCAAAAAAAAAAAA